UUCUUAAAAGGUACCACCAAGAGAGAAAGAAAGGAUAAAAGAUUACUUUUAUAUACAAGCUUUAGGGUAUUAUAAGUUUUUCUAACGCAGAAAGCAAGGAUGGAUUAUAAGAAACUUGUUACAUACUUCUUCUUCCUCGUUCUUAUCAUCCUUCCCUUCAUGCUUCUACCUGCCACAGCGGCUCCUGGAAGAGUAGGAGGCAUGGAGGUAUACUGUGGGAGUAGAUGCAGAGGAAGGUGUGCUAAAGCAGGGUUUCAAGACAGAUGUAUCAAGUAUUGUGGCAUUUGUUGCAGACAAUGUAAGUGUGUUCCUUCUGGUACCUUUGGCAACAAGCAUCAAUGCCCUUGCUAUCGAGACAAGCUUAGUUCCAAGGGAAAACCCAAGUGCCCUUAAUCCAAUUUUGUUUCCUUAUUAAGCACUUUCACAAAUAAUGCAAUAACAUGCAUUUGCAUGCAUGCACUGUCUUAGUUAUAGUUAUAGUAACGUUGGUUACGUUUUUGAAUGCUUCUUAAAUUCCUUUCUUGUACCAAGCUUUGAAGUAUAUCUAUAUAUGAUAUGAGU
Molecule: messenger RNA, 561 nt
Organism: Raphanus sativus (radish)
Lineage: Eukaryota; Viridiplantae; Streptophyta; Magnoliopsida; Brassicales; Brassicaceae
Product: peamaclein-like
Exons: 2
Coding region: 100-393 (97 amino acids)
Source: RefSeq, a predicted model, not a curated record